Drosophila serrata is the source of this 1285-nucleotide messenger RNA. RefSeq names its product retinoid-inducible serine carboxypeptidase. The record is from RefSeq and is a predicted model, not a curated record. Gene Ontology annotation, molecular function: serine-type carboxypeptidase activity. Lineage: Eukaryota; Metazoa; Arthropoda; Insecta; Diptera; Drosophilidae. Gene Ontology annotation, biological process: proteolysis.
CGAAAUGCAGCUAACUCACAAUAAGAAAAAAUUAUGGCUAGGGGCUCUGUUGUUUCACAUAACGCUGAUCUCGGUGCAAGGGCGCGUCGGCAUGGGACCUGGUGACCAAGACUGGGACUACGUUGAGGUGCGCAAGGGUGCUCAUCUCUUCUACUGGCUCUUCCACACCACGGCCAACGUGAGUAGCUUUGUGGAGCGACCCCUUGUGAUCUGGCUGCAGGGCGGACCGGGGGUGGCAUCCACGGGCAGCGGCUGCUUCGAGCAACUGGGACCCAUCGAUAUCGAAGGCCGGAUACGGGAGAGCAGCUGGGUGCGGCAUGUGAACGUGCUCUUUGUAGACAGCCCCGUGGGCACGGGCUUCGCUUACGUGGAGGAUCACGGACAGUAUGCCAGUACCAACCGGCAGAUAGCUCUCGAUCUGGUCACUCUGAUGGAGAGCUUUCUGCAAAAGCAUCCGCUCUUCCGCCGAGUGCACCUGCACAUAUUCUCGGAGAGUUACGGCGGGAAAAUGGCGCCAGAAUUCGGGCUAGAGCUGCACCUGGCCAAGCAGCGCGGACGAGUGGAUUGCCAUCUUCAGUCUGUGGUGGUGGGAAAUCCCUGGACCUCGCCCCUGGACAGUAUCCUGGCCUACGCUCCCUACUUGCUCCAGAUGGGCAUUGUGGACGGCGAUGGGUACCGUCGAGUGUCCCAACUGGCCGGUGAGUUGGCUGCACUCGUCUACGCCGAGCAGUGGCAAAGCGCCCUGGCUAAGGUGGGUGAUAUUCAGGAGGAGAUCGCCACCAGGACAGGCGGGGUCUUCAUCUACAACACCCAGCGGCGCGUUCAUCAGGACGAGAUCUACCGCUAUGGCGAGGAUCCGGAGAUGAGCAACUUUAUCCGGACAAAUGUCACGCGGGCGCUGGGUCUCGAGAAGAAGCCUGUUUGGAUGGAGCAAAACGCCACGGUUUUCAUGCAACUCAGUGAGGAAAUCUUUAAGCCAGCCACCAAAAUUGUUACCAGACUCCUGGAUGAAACCCCGAUCCGAGUGGGAAUCUUUUCUGGAAUACUGGACUUACUCUGUGCCACUCCCGGCACUGUCAGUUGGAUCGGACGAUUAAAGUGGCGAAAUAGACGGGAUUACCUCGAGGCACCACGCACUCCCUUUCGCAUCCAGGGAGUCCUCGAGGGCUAUGAGAAGCACGGAGGACGGCUCAGCAUGUUCUGGGUCUUCAGGGCAGGACAUCUGGUGCAACAAGAUAACCCAGCGGCCAUGCAAUAUAUCCUGGGGUAUUUUACGACUUUUUAG